This is a messenger RNA of Ochlerotatus camptorhynchus, 4140 nucleotides long. It is a transcript of the gene alphaCOP, whose product is annotated as coatomer subunit alpha. Bases 196 to 3879 code for a protein of 1227 amino acids. The record is from RefSeq and is a predicted model, not a curated record. Gene Ontology annotation, cellular component: COPI vesicle coat. Gene Ontology annotation, molecular function: structural molecule activity; protein binding. The transcript has 3 exons. Gene Ontology annotation, biological process: retrograde vesicle-mediated transport, Golgi to endoplasmic reticulum; endoplasmic reticulum to Golgi vesicle-mediated transport; intracellular protein transport. Lineage: Eukaryota; Metazoa; Arthropoda; Insecta; Diptera; Culicidae.
CGUUCUACGUGUCAACACACAACAAGGAGGAAAAAAUUGGAAAAUUUCAUCCAUUUUCCCUGCGGUAAAUGACCGACAAUUACUGCAAUAACCAUCGAAUUUGUGCAAUUUUAAGAGCAAAUUUAAGUCACAAGUGUGCACUAGCAAGUGGUGAAUCGAUUGUGAUAAGAAAAGCUUGACAUCGUCGCCGCAGGAAUGCUAACUAACUUUGAAACGAAAUCCGCCCGGGUGAAGGGCCUCUCGUUCCACCCGAAGCGGCCGUGGAUCUUGGCCAGUUUGCACAGCGGUGUGAUCCAGCUGUGGGAUUACCGUAUCAGUACGCUGAUCGAGAAGUUUGACGAACAUGACGGACCGGUUCGUGGAAUUGCCUUCCACAGCCAGCAGCCGCUGUUUGUUUCUGGAGGUGACGACUUUAAGAUUAAAAUGUGGAACUACAAGCAGCGGCGGUGCAUCUUCUCGCUGCUAGGCCAUCUGGACUACGUCCGGACGACGGUGUUCCACCAUGAGUAUCCAUGGAUUCUGAGUGCGUCGGAUGAUCAAACGAUCCGGAUUUGGAACUGGCAGUCGCGAUCAUGUAUUUGUGUCCUUACCGGACACAAUCAUUACGUGAUGUGUGCUCAGUUCCAUCCGUCGGAUGACAUCAUCGUUUCGGCUUCGUUGGAUCAGACCGUGCGAAUCUGGGACAUUUCCGGAUUAAGGAAGAAAAAUGUAGCGCCAGGCCCGUCCGGAUUGGAUGACCAUUUGAAGAAUCCGACUGCAACGGAUCUGUUUGGGCAAGCCGAUGCCGUUGUAAAGCAUGUUCUGGAGGGACACGAUCGUGGGGUUAAUUGGGCCCAUUUCCAUCCGACGUUGCCACUCAUUGUGUCCGGAGCGGACGAUCGGCAGAUUAAGCUAUGGAGAAUGAAUGAAUACAAGGCUUGGGAAGUCGAUACUUGCCGAGGCCAUUACAACAAUGUGUCCUGCGUGCUCUUCCAUCCGAGGGCUGAGCUUAUUGUAUCCAAUAGCGAGGACAAGAGUAUUCGAGUUUGGGAUAUGACCAAGCGGCAGUGUAUCCAUACCUUCAGAAGGGAACAUGAACGCUUCUGGAUCUUGGCUGCUCAUCCGAAUUUGAAUCUGUUUGCAGCCGGGCAUGACUCGGGCAUGAUCGUAUUCAAGCUGGAACGUGAGCGUCCAGCUUACGCAGUCUACGGAAACUGCUUGUACUACGUGAAGGAUCGAUUCCUGCGAGAGCUGGACUUCAACACUACAACCGAUUCGGUAGUAAUGACCAUCCGCGGCGGGGGAAAGACCCCGGUCUACAGCAUGUCAUACAACCCAGCUCUGAAUGCGGUUCUUCUUUGUACCAGAACUUCCAACCUGGAGAACAGCACCUAUGAUCUGUAUAGUAUCCCCCAGAAGGAUAGCAAUUCACAGAACAAUGAAACCGAUAGUAAACGCUCUUCGGGUAUGACCGCCGUUUGGGUCGCUCGUAAUCGUUUCGCCGUUCUGGACCGCUCCAAUCAACUGGUGAUCAAAAACUUCAAGAACGAGGUCACCAAGAAGAUCCAAACACCCGUUUGCGACGAAAUCUUCUACGCUGGAACGGGAAUGCUCCUUCUGCGUGAACCGGAGCAUGUGACCCUGUUCGACGUUCAGCAGUUGCGCACCCUGGCCCAGGUUAAGAUUGCAAAGUGCAAGUACGUUGUCUGGUCGGCCGAUAUGAGCCACGUCGCCCUGCUGGCCAAGCACACCCUGAACAUAUGCAACCGUCGGUUGGAUCUCUUGUGUUCGAUUCAUGAAAGCGCCCGCAUCAAGAGCGGUGCCUGGGACGAGUCCGGAGUAUUCAUCUACACCACCUCGAACCACAUCAAAUACGCUAUCAUCAACGGAGAUCAUGGAAUCAUCCGUACACUGGACCUCCCGAUCUACAUAACUCGGGUUAAGAACAGCCAGGUGUUCUGCUUGGAUCGUGAGUGUCGCACUCGCGUUCUGAACAUCGAUACCACCGAGUACAAGUUCAAGCUGGCUCUGAUCAACCGCAAGUACGAGGAAGUGCUGCACAUGGUUCGGAAUGCUCGGCUGGUCGGACAAAGUAUCAUCGCUUAUCUGCAGCAGAAGGGCUACCCGGAAGUGGCUCUGCAUUUUGUCAAAGACGAGAAGACUCGUUUCGGUUUGGCGCUGGAGUGCGGUAACAUCGAAGUUGCACUGGAAGCUGCCAAGGCUUUGGAUGAUAAGCAAUGCUGGGAGCGACUGGCCCAGACCGCUCUUAUGCAGGGUAACCACCAGGUCGUAGAAAUGUGCUACCAACGCACCAAAAAUUUCGACAAACUAUCCUUCCUUUAUCUGAUUACCGGCAACCUAGAGAAGUUGAAGAAAAUGAACAAAAUCGCCGAAAUUCGCAAGGACGUUUCGGCUCAGUACCAGGGAGCUCUGUUGCUAGGGGACGUUAAGGAGCGCGUGUCGAUCCUCAAGAACUGCAAUCAGACGUCGCUGGCUUAUCUGACCGCCAAGACUCAUGGUCUGGAAGAGGAUGCUAAUCAAUUGGCUGAAACAAUCACCGCAGCCGAAAAGGACCUGCCGGAGGUAAAUCCAAAUGCCCAAUUCCUGCGGCCACCGGUUCCGAUCCAGCAGGCCGAGAGCAAUUGGCCUCUGCUAACCGUAUCGAAGGGUUUUUUCGAGGGAACGAUGAUGUCCCGUGGAGCUGCCACCGUUCAUCAAGCGCUGGCUGCCACGGAAACCGUCGCAGAGGCAGCGGACGAGGAUGGUUGGGGCGUGGAUGAUGACUUGAGGGACGACGACAAGUUCGAAGACGCGAAGGACGACGAUGAUAUCAAGGUCGAAGGAGGAGAAGGUGCCGGUUGGGAUGUUGGCGAUGAAGAUCUUGAACUUCCGGAAGAACUUAUGUCCAAGAUUUCCGCUAGUGCAGCUGGAGAUAAAGGGUUCUACGCCGUUCCACCGAAGGGACUACCACCGUCCCACUUCUGGACUAUCAACUCUCAACUGGCAGCGGAUCAUGUCCGCGCCGGGUCCUUCGAAACUGCAUUCCGCCUGUUGCAUGACCAAAUUGGAGUUGUCAACUUUGCCCCCUACAAGGACCUCUUCCUGGAAUCUCAUCUCGGUUCCAAAACCUCCUACACUUGCCUUCCGAACGUGGGUCCGCUAGCAGCGCAUCCGAAUCGUAACUGGAAGGAACUGAACAUCAAAAACUGUCAUCCUACCCUAGCAUUCAAAUUGAACGACCUAGUCCAAAGCCUACAAUCCUGCUACCAACUAACCACAACGGGCAAAUUCACCGAAGCAGUUGAAAAACUCCAACACAUCAUCCUCUGCAUCCCUCUUCUGGUGGUAGAAUCGCGCCAGGAAAUCGCCGAAGCUCAGCAACUCUUAACCAUCUGUCGCGAAUAUGUCGUCGGUCUGCAGAUGGAAACCAUCCGCAAAGGCCUCCCGAAGAACACCCUCGACGAGCAAAAACGAAUUUGCGAACUGGCCGCUUACUUCACGCACGUCAACCUUCAACCGGUCCAUCAGAUUCUCACCCUCCGAACGGCGCUCAAUCUAUUCUUCAAACUGAAAAACUACAAAACUGCUGCAUCCUUUGCGCGUCGCCUGCUAGAGCUCGGCCCACGACCAGAAGUCGCCCAGCAAGCACGAAAAAUCCUUCAAGCUUGCGAAAUGAACGAAAGCGACGAGCAUGCACUGCAGUACGACGAACACAAUCCGUUCACCCUGUGUGCCGUGACGUACAAGCCCAUCUACCGGGGCAAGCCAGAGGAGAAAUGCUCACUAUGUUCCGCCUCCUAUCUGCCACCCUAUAAGGGAGUGACGUGCGUCGUUUGCCGAGUAGCCGAAAUAGGUAAAGACGUGAUUGGACUGAGGAUCAGCGCCUCGCAGUUCAAAUAGGGACUGUUUGCUCUUUCCGCGGUACUGAAUUGAAAAGAAGGGGCAUUUUAGUGUUUUCUAUAUCAAAUACGAUAAACGUUUUAUUGAAUAGUUAUUACAAUACCCUACAAGCUAUAAACACUAACACAUAAUAUUCCAUUAAAAAUCUACAUUUACGUGAUUGUAUUGUGAAACGUCUCAAGAUUGAUGCUGUCUGUAAAGGUCAAAUCAAUAAUAAACAUUGCUAUACUAGUUUGUAGGUGUUGCCACACGUAAGCCAAA